AUGACUACCGAGUUUAAGACCAGCGAUGCUUGUCUCGAAGGCAUUUUGAUGCACGAAGAACCAUUUGAAUCAGUUUCGAUCGACUCUAAUCGUCAACAGGACCAAUCUGAAAAUAGAGAAAUGGAUAUUUUGUCUAUUUAUGAUGCCUUGCGUGAGAUUCUCGUGGACCACAACCAGAACGCAAGUGUGCAGCUUCAACAUCAGUUGAAACGCGGCUCAUUCUCGAGAAAAUUACUAAUUUUUGAAGCCAUGUCAUCUUUGAUGAUCCCCCUUGCCAUAAACCAAUUCGGUCACUUUCUUGUCAACCGUGCCAUUGGAUAUUGUGCAGACACGGCGCAACAUCUGAGUGGUGCAUUUGUACUGCUCGCCUUGUCUCCAGUCGGUGUUCAUGUAGUUUCUCAUGUGCUGGAUGGUCCAGAAGUCUGGAAAAUACAAGUGGUCAGAGAGCUAUUGCAAGAAUCUCUCUUGAUAACACUCACAACACAACACUCUCAAUGUCUGUGGCAUAAGAUCCUUCAAAUGCGUUGGACAGACCCAUCUAUGCCCUUAGAGAUUCGUGAAUCAAUCCACGAUGCCUUGCGCGGUCGAUGGGCAUCCUUUGCUAAUACAGAGACAGGCAGCACCCUAUGUCAACAUCUUUAUGACUCCAAAAUUCUGUGUGACAUGGACGAUGGAAUGCAAGAACUUCUCCAAGAACUUGUCGGUUGCGUUUGUGAUCCAUGGGGUGUAUGGGUCAUCCAACACUUACUGGAGCAUGGAAGUGUGUCUAUACGUGAGUGCAUCGCACAAUGUUUUAUUGUUUCCGCUGCUACAGUCUCGCUUUCCUCAUAUGGAUCAAAGGCUGUACAAUGUGCGUUAAGGUACUGCGGCGAAUCAUUUCAGAACCAGUAUGCAGAUGUGCUGUGCCGAGUUGUACGAGCAGGUCAUGAUAAUGUUAGAUCCGGUGGCGCAAGGCGGCCACUACUAGUUGAUGUGGCUGCCACACAGCAUGGGCUUCCAAUUCUGUCGCUUCUCUUGACGACGAUUCUGCGUGCAAAGCGCACACACCUUGUUGAUAUUAUUCGUGUAAAUGCAUCAUAUUUAAGACGAAACCGCUCUGGAACACGUGUGGUACAGCUUUGUGGUAUGUAUGCACCGCGCAAGAUUAAGCGUUAA
Malassezia globosa CBS 7966 is the source of this 1155-nucleotide messenger RNA. RefSeq lists its product as uncharacterized. Gene Ontology annotation, molecular function: mRNA 3'-UTR binding. Gene Ontology annotation, cellular component: cytoplasm. Lineage: Eukaryota; Fungi; Basidiomycota; Malasseziomycetes; Malasseziales; Malasseziaceae. The transcript has a single exon. Bases 1 to 1155 code for a protein of 384 amino acids. The record is from RefSeq and is a predicted model, not a curated record. Gene Ontology annotation, biological process: post-transcriptional regulation of gene expression.